AUGUCUUCCCCUCGUCCUUCCUCGCCCGCCGGCGCUGCCACCGGCUCUAGCCUCGGUCGCCCUUCGUCCCCCACGCCCCCCGGCGGUCCCCGUACUGCUAUCCGCCGCCGCGCUGCCGCCGAUCAGAAGGAGAAGAUUGCCAAUGCUCGCCCGACAAGUACGAGGGCUGCCGGCGCUGGUGGAUCUACCAGCACCAUGCUGAAGCUCUACACUGACGAGUCUGCCGGUCUCAAGGUCGAUCCUGUCGUUGUCCUUGUUCUUUCUCUCGUCUUCAUUUUCAGCGUUGUCGCCCUUCACGUCAUUGCCAAGCUUACCCGGAAAUUCUCAAGCUAA
Molecule: messenger RNA, 333 nt
Organism: Geosmithia morbida
Lineage: Eukaryota; Fungi; Ascomycota; Sordariomycetes; Hypocreales; Bionectriaceae
Product: protein transport protein SEC61 subunit beta
Exons: 4
Coding region: 1-333 (110 amino acids)
Biological process (GO): intracellular protein transport
Cellular component (GO): Sec61 translocon complex
Source: RefSeq, a predicted model, not a curated record